Messenger RNA from Parathielavia appendiculata, 315 nucleotides. RefSeq lists its product as uncharacterized. The coding region runs from base 1 to 315 and encodes 104 amino acids. The record is from RefSeq and is a predicted model, not a curated record. NCBI's taxonomy places the organism in Eukaryota, Fungi, Ascomycota, Sordariomycetes, Sordariales, Chaetomiaceae. The transcript has a single exon.
AUGAAACCCGAACAGCUCCCCUCAGGGCACCGCCCACUGCCACCUUCGUCGGAUACCGCGCAUUACGCCCCGGUGAUGAAUCUCUACGCCAACUAUUCCGGCGCUCUGGGUCUGAGCGCCAUGAAGAGCCACAAGCUCUGCGGCCCAACCGAGAGUAACUUCCUCUACUUGGUCGAAUGCCAUUUCGGCUACACGCCUCGCGAUCCACUCAACUUUGGCCGCGGAUACUACCUCCGCAACGGAACGUCGCUCAAGGACCAAUCCUCGCGGCUAUUGGCGAAGAUUUCCGAUCCCACUUCUCGUCUCGCUGUAUGA